AAGGUUUGUAUUUGUUGUAGCCAUGGUUUGUUUGCUCUCUUCACAGGAUUUCCCCUUAGGCAGGGCAUUAGGGUCCAUAUCUCAAAGGCUCUGAGGUCUUUAUCAUAAAGCUAUCGGUUUAUUUCAGCUCUGAUCCUAGAGGUAACCCCACAGGAAGCCUUCUCAAAUGGUUUGUUGUCAUAUUUAUCCACAGGUAGUCUCAAAGGAGCCACCAUUGUGGAUGCUCUGGACAUGCUCUACAUUAUGGAGAUGUAUGAUGAGUUUGAGGCUGCUACCGAGUGGGUGGAAAGUAACCUAGACUUUAACAUGAAUGCCGAAAUCUCCGUCUUUGAAGUGAACAUCCGUUUUGUUGGAGGCCUGCUGUCCGCCUAUUAUCUCUCAGGCAAAGAGGUGUUCAGGAGAAAAGCUGUUGAACUAGGAGAGAAGCUUUUGCCGGCUUUUAAGACCCCGACUGGCAUCCCUUGGGCUCUUCUCAACCUAAAGAGUGGGAUCGGCAGAAACUGGCCAUGGGCGUCAGGAGGAAGCAGUAUUCUCGCCGAAUACGGGGACGCUGCAUUUUGGAGUUCAUGCAUCUCAGCGAGCUUUCCGGGAGACCAGAUUUUGCCGAGAAAGGAAGACAUCGGUCGGAUCAAAAAGCUGUUUACUGACAUUCUGCUCCAUAGCGUAAUGAACAUCAGAAAGGUGCUGAAUCGACUGGACAAACCUCAAGGGUUGUACCCGAAUUACCUGAACCCUAACAGUGGACAGUGGGGCCAGCGUUUUGCUCAGGAUAGCACUGGCCAAGAGCUGAACAGGCAAACGACUCCUGUUUUCCUGCUGUCAGGCUUUUACCAACAGAAAAACCGCACAGGUCCUCUGCCAAAAUGA
Molecule: messenger RNA, 867 nt
Organism: Cyprinus carpio (common carp)
Lineage: Eukaryota; Metazoa; Chordata; Actinopteri; Cypriniformes; Cyprinidae
Product: mannosyl-oligosaccharide 1,2-alpha-mannosidase IA-like
Exons: 7
Coding region: 232-867 (211 amino acids)
Source: RefSeq, a predicted model, not a curated record